Messenger RNA from Penicillium nucicola, 2055 nucleotides. RefSeq names its product alkaline phosphatase family protein. The transcript has 2 exons. NCBI's taxonomy places the organism in Eukaryota, Fungi, Ascomycota, Eurotiomycetes, Eurotiales, Aspergillaceae. The record is from RefSeq and is a predicted model, not a curated record. The coding region runs from base 1 to 2055 and encodes 684 amino acids.
AUGGCUUCCCUCCGCAUUGUAGCGGUUAUUAGUUCGACGGCCAUUCGACUCGGGGCCUUCGUCUUUCUGAGAUGGAUCCCUGGUCCUCCAUUUGGUCCGCUCAUUUUUACUUUGCUGGCCGUUUAUCUAUCAUCGCUGUUCUCGAUAAUUAAAGAUGAACAGUCUGAGGAGAUUCAGACAGAAAAAGGCAGCUCACGCCCAUCCAGUGAGGCUACACCUCUCCUCUCCAUGGAUUCCUUCUCUAAUGAUAAAAUCGCCAUAGAAAAAAAGACAGCACACGCUUCGGCUAAAUCGGCUGACUCCGUGCUGAGGACAUUGCUAACCGGGGUGCCAUCCGCCAGAUCUCCGCUUUGGACGUGGACGACUGUCAUAUUCAACGUGGUCUUGGCAUUGUUGACUCUUGAUUUCCUAGUCAGAGGCUUUGUGCUUUACCCGACUACAUAUGCUAAGUUUUCUCGGAUUGGAUAUGUCUCCCCGACCACAGCAAACCUGGUCUUUCGAGAGCCAGAUUUGGCACAAUUGCCAGUGGUGGUCUCAUAUCAAGAUUAUACCACCCAAAUGCCCGAAAUAUGGGUGAAAGAGGGUAUUAUCUACAAGCUGGAUGAAAGCACAGACUUCACUGCCGCAGUAACCUUGACAAAUUUGAAGCCAUCGACACACUACCGAUAUGCGCUAUCCAACAACCAGUCGGGGACAUUCCUCACGGCACCAAGACCUGGAUCACCAGAAUCAAGUCGGCUCUCAUUUGUCACAUCAAGCUGCAUCAAGCCCAACUUCCCCUACAACUUACUCCGACAUCCACUACGAGUCCCAGGCAUCGAGAAGAUGACAGAAGCUUUGGCAAAAUUACCAACUCUACUUCGCCCAUCAUUUAUGUUAUUCCUAGGCGAUUUCAUCUACAUCGAUGUACCACUACGCUUUGGGUUAUCCAUGUCUCACUAUCGCAGCGAGUAUAGAAGGAUAUACUCAUCGCCAUCAUGGAAAUCCGGCCCACCAGAAGACCAGGCGAUCGACUUACCCUGGAUCCAUACACUUGACGACCACGAAAUCCAAAACGACUGGGCCAAAGGAAACAGAACAGCCCCAUACCCAGCUGCUGCAGACCCCUUUAUACAUUACCACGUAAAAGGCAACCCACCGGUUCCAAAAUCACCAUUCGCACCUUCCGACAACGUAACCUAUUUCGCCUUCAACCACGGUCCAGCCUCAUUCUUCAUGCUAGACACAAGAACAUACCGCACAGAGCCGUCCCACGAAGAUUCCACUAUCCUCGGCUACGCCCAGCUCCAAUCCCUUCUAACCUACAUCUCGACCCCAGAGCCGGCAGGAACACACUGGAAAAUAAUAUCCUCCAGCGUCCCCUUCACAAAGAACUGGCACGUAGGAACCGCAGACACAUGGGGUGGAUUCGCCCACGAGCGAAGCAAAGUCUUCGACGCAAUAUGGCACGCUGAGCGCACUCUCAACAUCCGAAUCAUCCUGCUCAGCGGAGAUCGACACGAAUUUGCCGCAACCCGAUUCCCAGACCCAGCACUCAACCUCCCCGCCUCCAGCCUCCAGCCUGAUACACCAGGUAUGGGCGUGCACGAGUUCAGCGUUGGUCCGUUGAGCAUGUUUUACCUCCCCGUUCGGACGUAUCGUCAAACGGACUCCGAGGAUGUGACGGUGAAGUAUGUGCCAGAGGGAAAUAGCAAGUUCGGGCUUAUUGAUAUUGCGGAGGGGGUGGAAGAUCUGGAACCUGGUUCUACGGCGCCGGUGCCGGUGCGCAGUUCUGUCUUUACUUAUUCGCUCUAUGUUGAUGGGACUGUUGUUUGGAAGUAUCGCCUUUUUGUGCCAUUGGUCCCGGGUGAGAACGAUCGUGCUCUGGCUUCUUUGUCGGACUAUGAGAGGGCUUUGAGACUGCCUCCUGGUCGUGUUGUUGAGGAUCAUAUUAGGGAGCAUUGGGGGCAUGUUGUUGGCGGUGCUCUUGGGAGGAUCCCAGAUCUUGCUAAGUCUUUUGUUGAGAUGGGGACUGCUUUAUAUCAUGAUUUUGCAGACCGCGUUCAGCAGAUUUAA